GGUACCAUUGGUCCCAUAAAUUAUGGGGGCCAAGAUGUGGGAGCCCCGAUAUCAUCAUACCAGGUUGAUGAUCAACCUGCGGUGACCUUUACAGCUCCUGCACAAGGGGGGACUCUAUUUCACUACAACUUUUUUACUUCGCCAACAUUGGGCAAUGGUCCACACCAAUUAAUAAUCACCAACCUCAACCAAAGCAGCUAUCUUUGGCUAGACUAUGUUCAGUAUACCCCGUCGUCAGCUCGUCAUCUCCUGCAAAUACCAAUAGCCAGCAACCCAUUCCAACUUCGUCUUCGACUGCUCCCGAGGCUCAAAGCGUCCCAACGUCCAUGUCCUCAUCAUGGAUGCUAGCAACGUCAUCUAGCUUGUCAUCUCCAAAUGGCCAGCAAUCAAGUGCAACUUCGUCUUGGACUGUUCUCGGGACUCAAACUGAACCAUCAUCAUCGUCCUCGCCAGUCCCUCAAACUUCAGUACAAAGCUCUAAGAACAAUAAUGCACUGAUCAUUGGAGGGGCGGUCGGAGGGGUAGCACUGGUUGUGGCUGGGCUAGCGCUGAUUUUUUACCUACGGAGACGACGCAAUACUCAAGCUCAAACACUAGUUGAAGUAAAAAAUGUAGACAAUGCCCGUCUCAGCCCAGGCGAAGCUUCCUCAUCUGAGAGUCUCCGCAACCACAACUCCUCGGUUAUGUCGAGCGCACCUUUUGUUGGACCCGAUGACUGGCGCCGUUCAAACCGCCCCCAGUCUUUCGUUGACCCACCAUCUGUCAUGGGCAUUAACAACGUGGAAGAAUUGGAGGCCGACGAGGAACAAGAAGUCCGUCUAUAUGAAGACGGUGGUGUCCGUAUCGCUGGUGGUUCGCUUCGCAGGCAGGUGGUGGACGUUCCUCCUGAGUAUCGAGAGUAUGACUGACUUGCGUAACUUGUUGUGAUUUGUGGUGGGAAUGGUUCGCUGUUAUGCCAGAAUUCACACACACCUUAACGCGCUGUCGUAAUACAGAACCAGGGACCUUGGAUUAUUUUGCUGAUACAGCUGAGGAGAGAAAUACCAUUAGCAAAGCGAUGACAAUGAUGCUCAAUAUUAAAUAUCCAUCUCGCUGGUGCUCCAGUCAUUCGGUAUUGAGGGUAACUAGACGGAUGUACUUGGUUG
Molecule: messenger RNA, 1145 nt
Organism: Suillus paluster
Lineage: Eukaryota; Fungi; Basidiomycota; Agaricomycetes; Boletales; Suillaceae
Exons: 3
Coding region: 327-908 (193 amino acids)
Source: RefSeq, a predicted model, not a curated record